AUGGCACGCUGGAUGCACAUGUACCUUAACUUGGGUACGUUACCUCACUUCUCCGAGGUCACCACGAAUCUGAGCAGGCCCGCAGGUGCAGACUUGCGAGUCGUACCUUACCCGACUGCAGUUGGCUGCGAAUGGGAAAGUGCCGUCGGGGCAAACGGGGACCCGACAACAAGCAACCCCGAGCAGGAGCAGCAGAAGUCACUCUGGGAUGUCCCUCCGAAAUCGUCUGAACCGGGCAAGAAGUGUCAAGACAGGGAAGUCUAUUCAGCAGUUCUGCAUAAUUGUGCCUCCUUGUUCUUGUUCUUAUUCUUGUGCAGCCUGACGGGGCAUCUCGCACGCACACUGCAUAACCGACCUUGCACUUGGUCAUUAUGCCUCGCUUUCACUCUGCACCAGAGCAGCUACUCCUCACUCAGACAGACUAUCGCCAUCUUGAGGUAUGCGGAAUACCAAGGUUCCAACCUCAUUUCUUCAAUACCACAAACACCGCUGACUGCCGACCAAGAACCACCGGGAAGUCAACCUGGACUUCCUUUCGCCGUGUCCUGCGGCAUUCAUCCACCUAUCCACCCACACUUUCUCUUCCCUGGGCCCGUCCAAUCCAUCCACCACGACGCGCUGGCGACCUCCACCGACAUCAUCCAAGUGAGGGAUACGACGGGUAUUGGGGCAUCGCCGCUGGGACCUGAACGCUGGAUGCCCACCAAGCUGCAGACUGCAGAAUCCAGACAGCCUCCUGUGACGUCUGACCGGCUCCUUCUGACUCUUUCGAACCUGAACCCCAACCACUGCCUCACCCUGUCCUCACCAUCGAUGGACGCGUACUCACUUCAGCGCUGGCCUCUUGAGACCUUCUUGCAGGCCCUGAUCUACCCCCACAUCUGGGCCACACUUCGCGUCUUUGGCUCUUGCAGCGAUACAUCGCCCCUCCGCGCAGACGGGCCAGGGACUGACCCCACGGCCAGAUGGCGACUCUUUCUCCAUUGGCCUCUCUUUCUGGCGCCUAUGUUUGGCCAGGGUCUUUCUCCAAAUCCGUCUGUCGCAUCCAAAGAUCGAGACACAAACAUACUAGGCCACUAUUGCAGCUUUACAUACCAUCCCGCCGGCUCAUGCCUACCUGUGGAUACCACACCAGACGAAGCGAUCCAGAUAAAACCACUAUAUGCCUUCUUCCCACCACCAUCUUGUCGUCUCGGCCAGUCACCAGUGAUAUGGUGGUUGAGUGGUUCCCCAAAAGAGCCCCGCGCCAUCGUCCUCCGUACCGCCCUCUUGACGAAUUCCAGAGGCAAGUGCCCGGAGAGUUUGCCGCUUGUAGAAACCGUUGUCCGGCAGUCAGACGAGAUCGGCCAGCAGCCGCGAACAUGGCCGAGCAUCGACGCGGAUCAUGGCGUGGCGUAUGGGGGAAAAUGGCCUGUUCUGGAUGCGCCGUCAGAUCUCGCGCCAUGCUUGUGCAUCUCUGCAGAACCCCAGCACAUGUUUAAUCCGAGCCUGCCGUGCCUUCAUCCGACGUUGGAAGUUCCGUCCCAUGAGGCUUCGACGUUUCUGACCGGAGACGGCCGCCGGCCGGCCAAGCUCGAAACCCGUUUUUCCCGCCAGAACCAGUUCCUCGGAAGCGGCAACAUGGCUCCCGCUUGA
Colletotrichum lupini is the source of this 1635-nucleotide messenger RNA. RefSeq lists its product as uncharacterized. Lineage: Eukaryota; Fungi; Ascomycota; Sordariomycetes; Glomerellales; Glomerellaceae. The record is from RefSeq and is a predicted model, not a curated record. Bases 1 to 1635 code for a protein of 544 amino acids. The transcript is spliced from 12 exons.